Molecule: messenger RNA, 3574 nt
Organism: Gorilla gorilla gorilla (western lowland gorilla)
Lineage: Eukaryota; Metazoa; Chordata; Mammalia; Primates; Hominidae
Gene: RAB15
Product: RAB15, member RAS oncogene family
Exons: 7
Coding region: 267-893 (208 amino acids)
Biological process (GO): Rab protein signal transduction
Molecular function (GO): GTP binding; GTPase activity
Source: RefSeq, a predicted model, not a curated record
UCUCCUCCCACCGCCGCGCGCUAGCCCAGCCGAGCCGAGCCGAGCCGAGCCGAGCGGGCGCCGCGCCGGCCUCCCGCCGCAGCCGCGCUUCCCAGCACCCAGCGAGCGAGUGGGCAGGCGGGCGGGCGAGGCCGCCGCGGGGGCCGGGCCCGGCGUCCUCCUCGCCGCCCGCAACGUCCCCGGGCGGGCGCGGGCCGCGAUGGCAGCGGCGGAGCAGGGCUGAGCCCGCUGCCCGCCCGCAGUCCCCGGCCCCGCUGGCCCCAGUCAUGGCGAAGCAGUACGAUGUGCUGUUCCGGCUGCUGCUGAUCGGGGACUCCGGGGUGGGCAAGACCUGCCUGCUGUGCCGCUUCACCGACAACGAGUUCCACUCCUCGCACAUCUCCACCAUCGGUGUUGACUUUAAGAUGAAGACCAUAGAGGUAGACGGCAUCAAAGUGCGGAUACAGAUUUGGGACACUGCAGGGCAGGAGAGAUACCAGACCAUCACAAAGCAGUACUAUCGGCGGGCCCAGGGGAUAUUUUUGGUCUACGACAUUAGCAGCGAGCGCUCUUACCAGCACAUCAUGAAGUGGGUCAGUGACGUGGAUGAGGUAGGAGAUGCCACCUCACUGCCGGGGUGUGGAGAGGGUGCCUCACCGGGGAAGGCAAGGCGAGGGCCAGAUGGGAAGGCAAAUGCUUCCAGGAAGCUUUGCCUUCCACAGCCCUGGAUGAAGACCUCUGGUACGCACCAGAAGGCGUCCAGAAGAUCCUUAUUGGGAAUAAGGCUGAUGAGGAGCAGAAACGGCAGGUGGGAAGAGAGCAAGGGCAGCAGCUGGCGAAGGAGUAUGGCAUGGACUUCUAUGAAACAAGUGCCUGCACCAACCUCAACAUUAAAGAGUCAUUCACGCGUCUGACGGAGCUGGUGCUGCAGGCCCAUAGGAAGGAGCUGGAAGGCCUCCGGACGCGUGCCAGCAAUGAGUUGGCACUGGCAGAGCUGGAGGAGGAGGAGGGCAAACCCGAGGGCCCAGCGAACUCUUCGAAAACCUGCUGGUGCUGAGUCCUGUGUGGGGCACCCCACACGACACCCCUCUUCCCUCAGGAGGCCCGUGGGCAGACAGGGGAGCCGGGGCUUUGCCCUGCUGCUGUCCUCUCGUGUGAUGACCCUAUUGAGUAUCAGUAGCCACUACUCCCCCUGCCUGGCCCUGAGAGCUGCUCUGCUGUCAUCUCAAGCAGCCCCUGCCCCCAGCCUGUCCACCCUGGAGUGGUCUUCUUCAGCCUGUUUCCCCAGCCACAGGCCUGCUACGACCCCCACGAUGUGCCGCAAGCACUGUCUCACCACCCCGCACCCACCAGACAACAGCUGGGGCUGGAGUCCAGGCCACUUUCAGCUCCUCCUUUCUCCGCGCAUCGUGUCUCCUCUCUGCUUUUUCUCUCUUCCCCCACUUCUCUUUCUCUGACCCCUCCCCUCCAGUGCGUUUCGUAUCAAAGCUCCUCAAACCCCGUCCCCCGUGUGUCCUGCUGUGUGCAGCUCACUCUUUCCUUCCUUCCUAAGCUAUCCGAGGGGAUGGACCCAGGCUCGUGGGGAGGUUCCACCCUUGGAUCCAGGAAGAACCCUCCACCCUGCCUCGUGGGUGGGCCAAAGGCUACAGGGUGCUUCUUCCUCUUCCCCCACCCCCACUGUCCCUCACGUGCCAUGGGCCUGCCUCCCCAGUGACCUGCGAAAGUGGAGCAUCGAGGUAGGAGGGAAACGGCAACCGGGGAGUCCUCGAGCCUGGGGCUGCCCUACCUCUACCCAUUCCCCCACCAGAGCUUUGCCCUUGCUUGGCUGCCCGCCUGCCUCUUUGGGGAACUGAGCUCAGAGGCAGGUGCUUCAGAGAAGGAAACAAAAUGAGGGGUGGCAGGGAUAAAAAGUCACCUCCAUUCUCUACCUCCCAUGCAGCAUGAACACAUUUUCUCUCCACCUGGCUCCCAAAUUUAAAGAUGUGGACCAAGGCCUGUGGGUACUCCAGGGGCAAGGAGAGCCCUGGGGUCAGUGACACUGUCAGGCCAACCAUGCACUCCACAAAGGGGAGCAUUUGGAAAUGGAGGACUAGCUCCUAUGUAUCAGGUUAAGAGCAAGGGAGAGCUGGCCAGGGACAGCAGUUUGCACAGCAGAGGGGAAUGUAGCAACAGCAGGGCCUCCUAGGCCCCAUCUUCCAUUUCUUAGGUAAGAAGAGCAUUUCCUCAGACUCCCAGGCGGAGGACUGAGCCUAGCCUUCAGCAACCAAGGUUCUCCUGGGACCCAAAGUUUAUGGGAGAAGGGCAAAGACUUCAUGGGAAGAGAGAAGGAAGGCCCUGGGUAGAAACGCUUGGUGCUGUUCUCUUUGGCCUUUAAGACAAAGCGCUCAUCUUGCCCUCUACCUCCUGAUAGGCUUGAGGGUUUGCCAACCACUGUGGCUACAGGUGGAGGGAAGAGGACUCCCUCCUCCAGAGUGCUAUGUUCAGGAAGUUUCUUUAACCCCAUAUGGCCCAAGAAUAGCUUAUAAGAGGCCCUUUAAAGACGGAACAAGUAAUUUACCAGUUCUACUGGGGUUCCUGCCCACCGUCCCAAGGUGGGCGAGGCCUAGGAAGAGGGUCAUUCUUAAGCCACACAUUAGCUGCAUUGCAUGGCUGCAGCCAAAACAAAGAACUGGGUGUUGAGUAUUCAUCAACUAAGGACCAAAAUCCAGGGCACUCAUAUGUGAAGGAUAAGAACCUCACUUCCUUACUCCUCCAAAAAGAAGUGGGGAAAGAACCACCAAACCUUUCCUCCUGACUUACCAAACCAGGAAAACAGCAGGAGACGGUGGCUCAGGACUUAGGGACAGGGUAUAGCUUAGAUGGUGGAAAGCAAAGGAGAGCAGGAAGUUGUAAAUCACUGGCUAAUGAGAAAAGGAGAGAGCUAACUCUAGGAUGAAGCUGUGACUAGGCUGGAGUUGCUUCCUUGAAGAUGGGACUCCUUGGGUAUCAAGACCUAUGCCACAUCACACUGGGGCUAGGGAAGUAGGUGAUGCCAGCCUUCAAGUCUGUCUUCAGCCAGGGACUUGAGAAGUUAUAUUGGGCAGUGGCUCCAAUCUGUGGACCAGUAUUUCGGCUUUCCCUGAAGAUCAGGCAGGGUGCCAUUCAUUGUCUUUCUCUCCUAGCCCCCUCAGGAAAGAAGGACUAUAUUUGUACUGUACCCUAGGGGUUCUGGAAGGGAAAACAUGGAAUCGGGAUUCUAUAGACUGAUAGGCCCUAUCCACAAGGGCCAUGACUGGGAAAAGGUAUGGGAGCAGAAGGAGAAUUGGGAUUUUAGGGUGCAGCUACGCUCACCCUAAACUUCUGGUGGCCUGGGGCAUGUCUUGAGGCCCAGACUGUUGAGCAGGCUCUGCUGGCCUGUUUACUCGUCACCACCUCUGCACCUGCUGUCUUGAGACUCCAUCCAGCCCCAGGCACGCCACCUGCUCCUGAGCCUCCACUAUCUCCCUGUGACGGGUGAACUUCGUGUACUGUGUCUCGGGUCCAUAUAUGAAUUGUGAGCAGGGUUCAUCUAUUUUAAACACAGAUGUUUACAAAAUAAAGAUUAUUUCAAACCACC